UCUCGUGGGGCUAAGGUUGCCGUAACUCGAUCCGACAGGUCCACACGCAUGCCUGCGCACACAGAACAUAUAGUGUCAUGCGCGCAGCGUAUAGAUAGGCGCUAUAGAUGCAGGACGGAGUCAGAACCCGGGAGAGAGGCUCGGAGGUCCCGCCGCAGACGCGACCCGCCGGGGACAUGGUGCUGGGACUGGAGCAGGGAGACGGCAUGGAGGCGGUGUGCCCCUCCUCGCUGGAGGACGAGCCCAGCUGCGGCGCGUGCGGGGAGGUCUUCGCCGAGCCCGUGGUGCUCUCCUGCGUGUGCUGCGGCCGCAGCUUCUGCGGCGCCUGCCUGCUGCGGCGCUGGGAGCGGAGCGGCUCGCAGGACUGCCCGCUCUGCGACGGGGAGCCCGGCGGCACCACCUGCGCCGAGCACGGCCGCCGCCUGGCGCUCUUCUGCCUGGAGGACCUGCGGCCCGUCUGCGCCGCCUGCCCCGGCGCCGCCCGCCACAGCGGGCACAGGGUGUACCCGCUGAAGGAGGCCGCGCACGACUGCAAGGAGGAACUCAAGAACGCUCUGAUACCCCUGCAGGAGAACCUGAACCUGUUUGAGAAAGCCAAGCUCAACUGCGACCAGAUGGCAGAGCACAUUAAGAGCCAGGCCGUGCACACGGAGAGGCAGAUACAGGAAGAGUUCGAGAAGCUCCACCAGUUCCUUCGAGAGGAAGAGGAGGCCCGGAUCGCCAGCCUGAAGGACGAAGAGGAGCAGAAGAGCGAGCUGAUCAAGGACAAGAUCGAGGGAAUGGACGGAGAGAUCUCUUACAUAGCCGACUCAAUUAGAGCCAUAAAGCAGGAGAUGAGAUCUGAAGACAUUGCAUUCCUGCAGAACUACAGGGCCACUAUAAAGAGAACCUGGAGCACAAUGAAGGAUCCAGAGAUGGUCUCAGGAGCGCUGAUCGAUGUGGCCAAACACCUGGGCAACCUGAGGUUCAACAUCUGGGAGAAGAUGCGAGAGGUUGUCUAUUACACUCCAGUGACUGUGGACCCCAACACUGCCGCGAGCUGCUUCCUGGUGUCGGAGGACCUGACGACGGUGCAGUGCUACAAGGAGAGGUUCAAUCUGCCCGACAACCUGGAGCGCUUCGACAUCAGCGCGGAGAUGCUGGGCGCCGAGGGCUUCUGCUCGGGGCGGCACAGCUGGGAGGUGGACGUGCGGGACAACACCUACUGGGUGAUCGGCGUGGCCCGGGACUCCAUCAACAGGAAGGGGAAGCACAUCCUGACGCCGGCCGAGGGCUUCUGGACCAUCCGGCUGCGCAACGGCGAGUACAAGGCCUGCUCGGCGCCCUGGACCCCGCUGAACAUGAGCCGCGAGCCGGACGCGAUCCGGGUCACGCUGGACAUGGACAGGGGGAAGGUGACCUUCCACGACCCCAGGGUGAGGACGGCCCUCUACACCUUCACGGACAUCCUGAGCCCCCGGGUGCUCCCGUACUUCUGCACCGCCUGCAAGCUCUACCCGCUCAGGAUCCUGCCCAGGCGGCUGUCCGUCACGCCCGAAUACUACCACGGGUGAAACCGGCCUUUGCCCCCGCACGAACGGUGCAGGAACUCUCCCCCACCGCCGCCCCCCCCCCCCCCCCCCCCCCCUCCCCACCCCACCCCACCGUGUGACCAGCCAAUCCCGCAGCCAUGCGUUUUCAGUCCAGCCGUGAGCAGGACGGUAGACAAAACCAAAGUCUAAUGCUGCUUCUGUGUCAAUGAGA
Molecule: messenger RNA, 1743 nt
Organism: Anguilla anguilla (European eel)
Lineage: Eukaryota; Metazoa; Chordata; Actinopteri; Anguilliformes; Anguillidae
Gene: trim35-13
Product: tripartite motif containing 35-13
Exons: 6
Coding region: 108-1553 (481 amino acids)
Molecular function (GO): zinc ion binding; protein binding
Source: RefSeq, a predicted model, not a curated record